Messenger RNA from Ramularia collo-cygni, 1095 nucleotides. Its product is annotated as related to DNAJ-like protein homolog. Gene Ontology annotation, cellular component: cytosol. The record is from RefSeq and is a predicted model, not a curated record. Gene Ontology annotation, molecular function: protein-folding chaperone binding. NCBI's taxonomy places the organism in Eukaryota, Fungi, Ascomycota, Dothideomycetes, Mycosphaerellales, Mycosphaerellaceae. Bases 1 to 1095 code for a protein of 364 amino acids. Gene Ontology annotation, biological process: translational initiation. The transcript has a single exon.
AUGGUAGCCGACACAAAACUGUACGACCGCCUUGGCGUGUCCGCAACCGCAACCCAGGACGAGAUCAAAAAGGCCUAUCGCAAAAACGCCCUCAAGAAUCACCCAGACAAGAACCCCACUGGCGCCGAGAAAUUCAAGGAAGCGAGUGAAGCCUUUGAGAUCUUGUCCGAUCCGGACAAGAGGAAGAAUUAUGAUAAUUAUGGAUACGACUUCAUCACGGGCAAGGCUGGUCCCCCACCUGAUCCUUCUGCCGCGGGCGAGAAUCCCUUCAUGGGAGGAGGCAUGCCUGGUGGUAUGCCUGGAGGCUUCGGCGGUGGAGGUGGAGCAAGGACAUUCYACUUCAGCACGGGAGGUGGGGGCGGCCGGUCCGGGUUUGGGGGAUUUAGUGAUCCGAAAGAUAUCUUUGCGGAGUUUAUGAGAGGUGGAGGAGGUGGAUUUGGAGGUGGUGGUGACGAUGACGAUCUCUUUGCUUCGUUUGGCGGCAGACCCGGGAGUGGAGGCCGGACACAAAGCAGUCCAUUCGGCAGUGGUGGUGGACGAAAACGAGAGGCGGAAGUCGAGACGACUGUUGUGGAGAAGCCACUUCCUGUCACGCUAGAGGAGAUUUUCAACGGCACGACGAAGAAGUUGAAGGUGCAACGGAAAACAUACGAUGCCAUGUCAGGGAAGCAGAGCGUUGAAGACAAAAUCCUGAGCGUACCGAUUAAGAAAGGCUUGAAAGCCGGGAGCAAGAUCAAGUACCCUGACAUGGGUGAUCAAGUCGAAGGUGGUGUGCAAGACCUCCACUUCAUCGUCAAGGAGAAGGCACAUCCUCUGUUUGUACGAGAUGGAGACGACAUCCGCCACAACAUCGACCUUGGCUUGAAGGAGGCUCUCACUGGCUGGAAACGUACCGUGCAGACGAUCGAUGGAAAGCAGAUCUCCGUCUCGCAUACCGGGCCCACUCCACCAGACUGGACAGAAAAGUAUCCAGGCUCUGGAAUGCCAAAGAGCAAGUCGCCGAACGUGAGAGGGGACUUUGUGGUGGGUGUCAAGAUCAAGUUCCCUACGGCUUUGACUGCAAGUCAAAAGGAGAAGUUGAAGGAGAUAUUGUAA